CUCCCAUGUACACGUGUUGGUGAAGAUAUCUUCAAAUCAUUUUUCUAAAAGGCGAUUAACUGUGAUUUAUAUAUUUUCCAGUUUCAACAUGAAGAGAAAACAGAAUAAUCAGGACACCGACCCUGACAAGAACAAAAAACACCAGAAAACGGAUGACGACGAUGAAGACAGCGAGGAGUUGGAUGAUUUUGAUGCAGAUGAAGACAGCUUACAAAGUGAUGUUGGAGAUGAAAGUGAAGAUGAUUUUGAAGAUGACAUAGACAUUGAUUCAAAAAUGCAAUCAUCAGAUGCAAUUGACACAUCUUUAUCAACAAAAAUCAGCAAAAAAAAAUUGUUCAAGCCUCCCACUAAUGAUGAGCUGAACCAGCUGAAAGAGACUGAGAACCUCUACCACUCAAGUCUGUUUCGUAUGCAGAUUACAGAGCUUUUGUCAGAAAUAAAAUUGAAAGCUAAACGACAACGACAAAUUGAACAAGUCUUUACCACUGUCAAGGAUAUGCUUUUGGGUAUUACCAAAGGAAAAGCUCACGAGCUGAUGGACCAAGACUGGUUACCGAAAAAGUUCGUAAAAGUUCCAUUGCACCAGUCACCAGAAGCUGUCAAAGGUCGAUUCCAAUUUCUUCCUCCAGCUGAAGUCAAGAUGGUUGGCAGCUUCUUGUCCAAUACUUGUGUCAAACCAAACGUGACUUUAGACAUCUCUGUGACAAUGCCAGUGGAAUGUCUACAGAGUAAGGACAACCUGAACCAGCGGUACCUGAGGAAGAGAGCCCUCUACCUCGCCGUCCUCGCAAAACACCUGAGGAAAAAGGAGGAGGUGGAGGACCUUCAUUUUACCUACCUUCAUGGCAGCCACUACAAGCCUAUCCUCAUCCUGAAAGUUAAAGGUGACACAGGAAAGCCAGUGACUGUACACCUGCAUGUGAUAGCUGAGGAGGGCCUGUUCAAACUGAACCGUUUCCACAUCAACAAGAACAAUGUGAGAAAACAGUGGUACCGAGGCGAAACAGAGGACGUAGAGGAAGGGGACCAGCCGGCAACACCCUUGUACAACAUGGAAGUUCUUAGUGACCUGACCUUGACCCAGAACAAUGACCACUUGACCAAUACACUUGGAGAUAGCCAGGGGAUCAGGGAGGGCAUCUACCUGCUGAAAGUCUGGCUUCGUCAACGGGAACUUGAUAUGGGUUACGGCGGUUUCUCUGGCUACAUCCUGUCCAUGUAUGUUGCUUAUCUGCUGUCAAAAAGACGUCUCAACAAGAUGAUGAGCAGCUACCAGGUCUUCAGAAACACACUCCUAAACCUUUCUAAAUCUGAAUGGACAACAGAAGGUAUUACAUCAUGUGAGGAUGGCGAAGAUUCACAGCGCCCUCUGUUGUCAAAUUUCCUUGAGACUUUUGAUGUCGUGUUUGUUGAUGUGACUGGCUACUUCAACAUCUGUGCCUGCAUGAACAAGUCGUGUUACAACCGGGUUCACUACGAGGCUGGAAAGGCUAUGCUGUUACUCGAGGAUCAUUCCCUUGACAGCUUCUCUCUGUUCUUCAUGACACCACUUCCUUUCCUCCGCAAGUUUGACAAUGUAUUUCAUAUCAGAGAUCUGUCCUGUCUGGAGACAUCCGUAACCAAGUUUGACCUGGCUGACAGAGCUAUGGACUUGGGUGGUGAUGUGGUUGCCACGGUAACUCCUAGUUUGAUCUCCGUAUUACAGCGUGCACUGGACCGGAGAAUCACACUUCUACAGGUCAAACAGGAGUCUACACCACAGUGGUCCAUAAAUGAUGACCCACCUACACCAGGCAGUCAGGGGCAGAUAACUGUUGGGGUUUUACUCAACCCAGAUACAUGUACUAGUGUAAUUGAAAAGGGACCCCCAGCAGAUUCUCCAGAGGCAGAAGAUUUUCGUAGUUUUUGGGGAGAGAAAUCUGAACUUCGACGAUUUAAAGAUGGCAGCAUUUGUGAGGCAGUUGUUUGGAUGCAAGCCAGUAAUGAAAUUUCUAUUAAGAGGACAGUCUGCUCUGAAGCUGUCAAACAUAUUCUACUCAGACAAGCUGGCAUACCGGCCGAAUCCAUAUGUUACAUUGGCCAUCAGCUUGAUCCGCUGUUGUAUCUGCCGGCCAGGUCGAAGGCAGGUUUUAGGUGCUAUGGCACGGGGGAGGAGGAGACUAUAGCCGUUACACGCACUUAUGACUCGCUGUGUAAAAUCCUGCGUAAUCUCAAAGACCUGCCUCUUACCAUCAACUCAAUACAGGGGACGUCCCCAGCGUUCAGAUAUACAGAGGUGUUCCCACCCCUUCCGGCCACCGCCCCUUCACAACUGAUGGAGGCGGAUGACACCUUUCAGUGUCCCAAGCCAACCAAACCCACUCCUCCGCACAUACCGGUUCUCAAGAUUGUGUGUAUGAUGGAAGGAAGUGGUAAGUGGCCAGACGAGAUCGAACCAUUUCGCCGUCUGAAAGCAGCAUUCCACAUAGCAUUGGGAAAAAUCUUGUCUAAUGAACACAAGCUUGUUGUCCGGACAACCCCAGGAUAUGUAGAUGUCAAAAAGAAUAAUUACAUAUUUCGAGUGGAGCUUGCAUACACCCGUGAGAUAGCCCUGAUCAAGUCUCAUCGCACGCCAGAGGGGAUGAUGAAGAUGAGGGACACAUCAGAAUCAAUACAGUUAGAGAAAGAGAUUGUUGCCCUACCCAAACUUACCAGCACACUACAUGGUGUCCAGCAACAACACAACACGUUUAGUGGAGCUGUACGAUUGGCCAAACGAUGGGUCUCCUCGCAGCUACUGGUCGACCACAUAAGGGAUGAGGCUCUGGAGCUCAUGGUGGCUCAACUGUACAUAGCCCCUAACCCCUUCAGUGUGCCAAACUCACCACUAGUUGGAUUUCUGCGGUUCCUCCAUCUUUUGUCGCAUCACGACUGGAGCAGAACGCCACUGUUAGUCAAUCUUAACCAAGAAUUUACAGCUGGUGACUAUGCAGAGAUUUCUUCAACAUUUUCCAACGACAGGAAAACUCUGCCCCUGAUGUUUAUCUCCACGCCAGGAGACAAGCUGAGCUCCCAUUGGACGACAGGGUCGCCCACGGCACCUAUCCUUCAGCGCCUCAUCCUACUAGCAAAGGAGUCUCUCAAAGUUCUGGAGAGUCAGCUCAAUUCCAGUCAAAUUCAAGCUGCCACAGACUUCAAGCAAAUAUUUCGGCCACCGAUGGAUAUCUACGAUGUGAUCAUACACCUGAGACAGAGAAUGGUUCCGCGUCAAAAUCAGGCAGUGGAUAUCAACAACGAAACGACAAUCCCCCUGUACCUCACAGACAGGCCAAGUACGGUGAUGCCUGUCUACGAGUUUGAUCCAGUACAGCUCUACCUGUCGGAGCUACGGGCUGUUUACAGUGAUUAUGCUCUGUUUUUCUGCGACCGCUAUGGAGGAAAUCUUAUUGGCGUUCUCUGGAAACCUCAGGCCUUUGACAAAUCUCCAUUUUCGGUGAAUCGAAUAGCGGGAAAGAUGCCAAUAUUACUGGACACAGACAAAAGUUCGGACAUUCAAACUAUUGGCAAUAUCGAGGCCAUUUUGGAAGAUUUCCAAGUGCUUGGUGGAGGUCUUGUAUCCAAGGUGGAGAUAAAAAAAUGGGAUUUUGGAUCAGUCCAGUGAGCUAGAUCAACCUCAACAUUACAAUGUCAGCAAAAACUAAUUUAAAAAAUUGAAAUUUGAUACAGAAAAUUAUAGACAGGUUUCAAUGAAAUGAAUCAUUCUAAUCUGUAUGAUUGGACAGUGGGCUAUAUACAGAAUGAAUCAUUCUAAUCUGUAUGAUUGGAGAGUGGGCUAUAUACAGAAUGAAUCAUUCUAAUCUGUAUGAUUGGACAGUGGAAUAUAUACAGAAUUGUAUUACAUUGAUCAUGUAUAUAACAUUUAACUGAAGAAAUUAAAACAUGUCGCUUAUAUCUUUGACAAAUUGGUUCAUUAUUUAUACAUUAAGCAGAAUGGCAAGUAUAGAUUUAUUGUGAUUUUCGUAGCAUUCUAUUUGAGAUCGGGAGUAACAUGUAUCACAGAUACCAAAAGAUGAGUUAUAGAAAAGUGGAGCGAGUGAAAACAAAUCAAUUAUGGGCAUCAAA
Messenger RNA from Mizuhopecten yessoensis (Yesso scallop), 4101 nucleotides. Its product is annotated as nucleolar protein 6-like. Gene Ontology annotation, cellular component: UTP-C complex; small-subunit processome; CURI complex. NCBI's taxonomy places the organism in Eukaryota, Metazoa, Mollusca, Bivalvia, Pectinida, Pectinidae. Bases 89 to 3640 code for a protein of 1183 amino acids. Gene Ontology annotation, biological process: tRNA export from nucleus; rRNA processing. The record is from RefSeq and is a predicted model, not a curated record. The transcript has 23 exons.